Pleuronectes platessa (European plaice) is the source of this 500-nucleotide messenger RNA. Its product is annotated as Zinc finger protein 706-like. NCBI's taxonomy places the organism in Eukaryota, Metazoa, Chordata, Actinopteri, Pleuronectiformes, Pleuronectidae. The coding region runs from base 138 to 368 and encodes 76 amino acids. The transcript is spliced from 4 exons. The record is from RefSeq and is a predicted model, not a curated record.
CCGGGGCGCUGCUCUCCGUCGCCCUCAGUAGUUCUUCCUGCUCGGGGGUUUCCUCCGGAUUCAAACACCGACAUCCACACGACGCGCAGAGAGAGACGCAGCUCGAAGUUUCCCCCUGCAGGUCACAGCGGAGGGCCAUGGCUCGCGGGCACCAGAAGAUUCAGUCCCAGCAGAAGAACGCCAAGAAGGCAGCGGAGAAGAAGAAAGGUCAGGCCGCCGACCAGAAGUCUGCGGCUAUGGCGGCGCUGAUCCACACCUGCCCAGUCUGCCGGAGUCAAAUGCCCGACCCCAAGACCUUCAAGCAGCACUUUGAGAGCAAACACCCGAAGUGUCCGAUGCCUCCGGAGCUGGUCGACGUUCAGGCUUAAGGAGCCGUCGCCUGCAGCCGACCUGAACCCGGAUACACGCUGACCACGGACUUGAGCUGCUGCACCCGAAGGAUGUGGACGAACACCGGGACCAGUCAGGACUCGUGGACAUGGGGACGGAUGGAGGGAGGG